This is a messenger RNA of Priapulus caudatus, 1325 nucleotides long. Its product is annotated as putative protein TPRXL. Lineage: Eukaryota; Metazoa; Priapulida; Priapulimorpha; Priapulimorphida; Priapulidae. The record is from RefSeq and is a predicted model, not a curated record. The transcript is spliced from 2 exons. The coding region runs from base 429 to 1325 and encodes 298 amino acids.
AGCCGGCGACCCGUCUGUGAGUGAGUGAUUUAGGUGCAAUUUGCGAACAACGACUGUCCGUGUGUUGAAGAGAGUGCGUGAAAACUAAGCGACGAGCGAUCCCAACCUGAUUUCCUUCUUUGUGGUGUUAAACGCCUGAAAGAAGACGAUCAACUAGUGAUAAAAAAUAUUCAUGUUAACGAAUCUCCACACUCUGUUCAGACUGUUGUUCUCCCGCGUCGAAAUGACUACGAAAUAGUUCGAUUAGAGAGCAACGCACGAAAGAGAGAGAUAGACGAGAGACGCUACAACCCACGCUUCGAACGUCGGCACGCGUUCACCGCCGGGGGAAGACAAGCCGACGACGACGCCGCCGACUCGUCAUCCCAUAAUUUUCGCUCACAUGAGCCGAUCGGGCGGCAACGCUGGCGGAGCGAGUACAGCGAGAAAUGGCGAGAUCUGACGAUCGAGAUUACGAUAGUCACAGUAGAGACAGCGAACACCCGUGCCGCACGCACGGCGGCACCAGCGACCCGACGCGAAAAAAGAAGAAGGACGACGAGGAGGAAGGGUCGAAGGAGGAGGAGGAAGAAGCGCUGCUCAUUUACGGCGGAGAAUCCCACGAGAGAAGGCCGUCGAUCGGCGGAGGGAGAAUUCGGGCCGACAGCCUCUCGGUGCUGAGUGAGUUGCUACGAGCGGCGCCCGGACAGCGGUCCACAAGUCUGAUCCGCAGUCCGGCCAGACUGACCAGCGGUCGUUACCUGCUUAACUCACCCCCGCCGGUGAGCGACAGCGGCGGUGGCGGCGGCGGCUCGCCCGUACAGGACAGCGGCUACUACAGUCCCGCACUGCUCAGCAUCGCACGACCGCAGCGCCGCGCCGCGUUCACGUUCCCGUCGCCAUCGUCAUCGUCGUCGUCGUCUUCGCCGUCGGCGUCCGACGAUCUCGAACUGUUUAGUUUCGGUGGCGGCGACGCAUCGCCAGACUUCCCGUCGUCGGGACAACCGGACUUCCUGCGGCUGCCGACGUUGGCGACUUCUCAGCGACGCGCGUCCGUUCCUAUGGCUAUGCCCGGUGCCGCACGCCGUCCGCUACAUCCGCCCGUCGGCGGGUCGGCGCCGACGACGCCCGCCCGUAGUCGCUGCCGACCACAGCGCUGUUCGACGCCGGCGCGCGUGCACGCGUGGUCGGCGGCCGACGAUUCGUGCUUCGUCGGGCCGACGGGGAAUCCGUGUCGGUCGAUAUCGACACAGACGUCCGUAGAAGGCCAGCAACGCAUCGCUGCCCGCAGGGGUGAGUACUUACUUAUUUACUUACUUACACAGCUACACACCUCACCGUUAUAG